This is a messenger RNA of Penicillium arizonense, 2928 nucleotides long. RefSeq lists its product as uncharacterized. The transcript has 4 exons. Gene Ontology annotation, cellular component: kinesin complex. Gene Ontology annotation, molecular function: ADP binding; protein binding. Lineage: Eukaryota; Fungi; Ascomycota; Eurotiomycetes; Eurotiales; Aspergillaceae. The record is from RefSeq and is a predicted model, not a curated record. The coding region runs from base 1 to 2928 and encodes 975 amino acids.
AUGGCGUCGAGUCACUCUGGUGUCAAAUAUGCGUCCACAAUUAACUCUGACGUCAACUACGGAGCCCAAGUGGGAUUCAAUUAUGGCACGGCAAACUUCCAUCUGCCCCCGGAGCGACCGGAAACUCCGCCGAGUCCUUUGACGACUGUCCCAUUCCCGCGCGAUCCAGACUUUGUCAGUCGCGACACACUGCUCAAACAGAUUCGCGAUAAAAGCUUGGUCCUAGGGUCGAGAAUUGCGCUUGUUGGCCUUGGCGGUGUCGGGAAAUCACAACUGGUCAUCGAAUACUCCUACCAGGUCCGAUCCCAAGCACCGGCAACAUGGGUUCUCUGGGUCCAUGCGAGCAACGCAACCCGAUUCGAGCAAAGUCUCCGAGACAUAGCAGACCAGGUUAAAAUCCCAGGGCGCAAGGAUCCGCAAGCCAAUAUAUUUAAUCUAGUCAAAAACUGGCUCCAGGAUGAGAAGAGAGGACGAUGGGUUCUUAUCCUUGAUAAUGUCGAUGAUUAUGAGUUCCUUCGCAAGUUACCGGUGACUGGCCAGGGAGGCCCGGAGAACCGUGUAACAAACAUCUCCACAAAGCCACUUUUGGAAUACCUCCCCAGAAGCUCGAAUGGAUUUAUGAUUAUCACGAGUCGCACUCGAGAGGUUGCAUUGAAACUAGUCGAUUAUAAGGAACUUAUUGAAGUCAAACCGAUGGAAAGGUCCGAGGCGCUGGAGCUUCUCGAAAGAAAGCUUGAACAACCAGGGGAAAGUGAAGACAGUCGACAUUUAGUGGAAGAGCUCGAGCUUAUGCCACUAGCGAUCGUACAGGCAGCAAGCUAUAUCAGGAACCGGGCGCCUCGCUGUUCGGUGUCCCAGUAUCUAAGAGACUUCCAAAAGAGUGACCGCGAAGCAAUAAAGCUUCUGAAGACCGAGGCGGGUCACACCUUCCGGGAUUGGGAGGCAAAGAACUCGAUUUUGGUGACGUGGCAAAUAUCAUUCGAUCAUAUUCGCCAAAGAAAACCUUCGGCUGCGGGUUUGCUUUCUCUCAUGAGCUUUUUCGAUCGACAAGGGAUCCCGGAGGAACUUCUCCGACUUCAACCUGAAAAUAACCAUAUGUCAAGGUCAGAGCUUGUAGAUCAUUCUAGUGAUGACGAGGAGGUGUCUGAGUCCGACACAUUGGACGAUUUUGAGGAUGAUAUUACAACACUGAGGGAUUUUUCAUUCGUCUCUGUUAGCAAAAACGGUUUAUUCUUCACGAUGCAUAGGUUAGUCCAACUGACUACAUGCAUGUGGUUGAAGAGUCAUGGUCAAACAGAGCAAUGGAGGGAGAUAUUUAUCAGUAAACUCUACUACAAGUUUCCGACUGGUGAAUAUGAAAAUUGGGAAACAUGCCGACAGCUCUUUCCUCAUGUUAAAGCAGCGAUGUCGCAGCGGCCAGAAUCACAGGGAUCUCUACGGGAGUGGGCCACACUGCUUUAUAAAGGUGCUUGGUAUGCGUCGCAGAGCGGUAUCCUCGCGGACGCAAGGAACAUGGCAUUAAAAUCAAAAAAGGAGAGAGUAAGGCUUUUAGGUGAAGAACAUGAAGAUGCCCUCGAUAGCACUGCGAUAUUAGCGAGAGCAUGGUCACUUGAAGGGCGCUGGGAAAAGGCCGAGAGACUCGAGGUGCAGGUGAUGGAGAUUCGCAAGACGAAUUUAGGGGAAGACCAUCCCUCCACGCUAACCAGUACGGCCAGCCUGGCGUUGACCUUUUGGCAUCAAGGCCGCUGGGAGGAAGCCGAGCAACUCCAGGUGCAGUUGAUGAAGACGAGCAAGAGCAAGCUCGGCGACGACCAUUCCGACACACUGGCCAAUACAUCCAAUUUGGCGUUGACAUACUGUAGCCAGGGCCGGUGGGGGGAGGCUGAGCAGCUACAGGUGCAUGUAAUGCAGACUCGCAAGACCAAGCUCGGCGAGGAGCAUCCCGACACGCUGACCAGUAUGGCCAACCUGGCAUCGACAUAUAGGAACCAAGGCCGGUGGAAGGAAGCCGAGCAACUCGAGGCUCAGGUGAUGAACACCAGUAAGACGAAGCUCGGCGAAGACCAUCCGGACACACUGCUCAGUAUGACCAACUUGGCGUUGAGGUACUGUAACCAAGGCCGGUGGGGGGAGGCUGAGCAGCUCCAGGUGCAGGUGAUGGAGACGAGCAAGACGAAGCUCGGCGACGACCAUCCCGACACACUGCUCAGUAUGGCCAACCUGGCGUUGACGUACUAUAACCAAGGCCGGACGGAGGACGCCGAGCAGCUCGAGGUGCAGGUCAUGAAGACUCGCAAGACGAAGCUCGGCGACGACCAUCCCGACACGCUGACCAGUAUAACCAACCUGGCGUUGACCUUUUGGCAUCAAGGCCGCUGGGAGGAAGCCGAGCAACUCCAGGCGCAGGUGAUGAAGACGUGCAAGAGCAAGCUCGGCAUCGAACAUCCCGACACACUGGCCAGUAUAUCCAAUUUGGCGUUGACAUACUGUAGCCAGAGUCGGUGGGGGGAGGCCGAGGAGCUGCAAAUGCAGGUGAUGGAGACGAGCACGACGAAACUCGGCGACGACCAUCCCUCCACGCUGAAGUCUAUGGCCAAUCUGGCAUCAACAUUCUGUAAACAAGGCCGGUGGGAGGAGGCCGAGCAGCUACAGGUGCAGGUGAUGGAGACUCGCAAGACGAAGCUCGGCGAUGACCAUCCCGACACGCUGAGGACUAUGGCCAACUUGGCGUUUACGUACUAUGAACAAGGCCGGAUGGAGGAGGCCGAGCAGCUCCAGGUGCAUGUAAUGCAGACCCGCAAGACCAAGCUCGGCGAGGACCAUCCUGACACGCUGAACACAGAAACAAACAUUGGGGCUAAACCAUCGGCUAACUUUAGCCAAUUCUACAGCAUUAGUGGAAUGGUUAAUGGAAAACCUAAUACUUAG